Molecule: messenger RNA, 3699 nt
Organism: Aedes albopictus (Asian tiger mosquito)
Lineage: Eukaryota; Metazoa; Arthropoda; Insecta; Diptera; Culicidae
Exons: 2
Coding region: 1-3699 (1232 amino acids)
Biological process (GO): proteolysis
Molecular function (GO): aspartic-type endopeptidase activity
Source: RefSeq, a predicted model, not a curated record
AUGCCGCCGAAGCGUACACCUGUGAAGAAUAUGGAAGGUGGUGGUAGCAAUUCCGCCGCCGCCAGCAACGACGACGCAGUGGAAGAGUUCGACGCGCUGGUGCACAUGCGUGGCUCAGCAAAGGCGAAGCUGACACGCGUCAAGCACAUGAUGGAUCAAAUCGUAGAGGAGGAGAUCACGCUGCCGCAGGUCAAGGUGCACCAGAAGAAAGUGGAAGCUGCCUACAAGGAGUAUUCGGACUACCAUGAACGCAUCAUGGCGGUCUGCCCACCGAGUAAGAGACAGGAUCAAGACUGUAAGUACGUUGAAUUUGAAACAUUGUACGACGACAUUUCCCUCGCUCUCGAAACAUGGAUCGAGAUGCUGAGUCAAACGAAUCGUAAUCAACAACCGAUUGUGGUUCAACCGUCGCUUCCUCGUGCCAUUCCGCAUUUCGAUGGCAAAUACGAGCAGUGGGAAAAAUUUAAGGUCAUGUUUAGGGACGUGGUCGAUAGAUCGAAUGAUCCGCCACGAAUUAAGCUCUACCAUUUGGAAAAGGCUCUAAUUGGGGACGCAGCUGGCAUAAUUGAUGCAAAAACCAUCGCUGAUGGCAAUUAUGACCAUGCAUGGGAAAUUUUAGCAGAAAGGUUUGAAGACAAGCGACGAAUGGUUGAUCAUCACAUCUCUGGGCUACUCAAUAUGAGGAAAAUGUCGCAAGAAAGCCACUCUGAGUUGAGAGAGUUGGUCGAUUCAUGUGUUGGUCAUGUCGAAAAUUUGAAACAUUUGGGUCUAGAUUUUACUGGGGUAUCAGAUACAAUCGUAACGCACAUCCUAUCCAAUGCGUUGGACGAUGAGACAAAGAAGUUGUGGGAAUCCUCGGUCGCCCAUGGGGAAUUGCCUGAAUAUGAGGACACUGUCAAAUUUCUGAAAGGUCGCAUUUCCGUACUUGAACGUUGUCAAAAGUCCACUAGUGAUAGUAAGGUCAAACAAUCCGCGCGUGGUGCAGUCAAAGGACUCGUGUCCGGCAAGCAGUCGUCGAACGUGAAGGUGAACGUGGUGUCAUCAAGCAGCUGUGAGUUCUGUGCAGGAGACCAUCUGGCGUUCAAGUGCUCUACGUUAAACGGAUUGUCGGCGGAGGAUCGCUUGAAGAUGGUGCGUUUUAAACAGGUGUGCUGCAAUUGCUUGCGACGUGGUCACCGAAGUGGAGAAUGCAAAUCGAGCAAGACGUGUUCGAAGUGUAAGCGGAAGCAUCAUACGCUGCUCCAUACAGAAGGUGGUUCAGUGCAAAAUUCAAGUUCCAGCAAUUCCAGUGUGACAGAUCAGCAGCAGGUUCCAAAGCAAGCGGCGCAGCCAGACAACGCAAAUGGUCCGGGUAGCAGUACACCUAACACCGUGGCUUCGAAUGUGGUCGAGAAGCCAAUUUCGCAAGUGCUGUUGCUGACUGCAAUGGUCAACAUUUUGGACAAACAUGGAAAACCGCAAUCAUGUCGCGCUCUUUUGGACAGUGGUUCGCAGGUCAACUUCAUCUCGGAGGCGAUGUUGGAAAAGCUGCAAGUGAAUCGAGAAGAAAUCGACAUUCCAAUCACCGGAAUCAACAGCGUCAGAUCCAGCGUUCGACAACGGGCGAGGGUGGAGGUUCGUUCGAAGCAGAAUGGUUUCAAGAUGGAGUUGGAUUGCUUGGUCUCGCCGAAGGUAACAGGAAACCUGCCGACCUUUGAGGUUGACGCUGCUACAUGGAACAUUCCCGCUGGAAUCCAGUUGGCAGACCCUACGUUCUUCCGUCCAGGACAAGUGGAUUUACUGAUUGGAAUGGAAUGGUACGACGAUAUACUCAAGGCCGGUCGUCUGAAGCUAUCAGAAGAUCUGCCUACGCUCCGAGAUUCGCAAUUUGGCUGGUUGGUUGGUGGAAAAUAUGCUAGUGCUUUUUGUGGAACAAUUGUGAACUCUAAUGUGGCAUCACCAUCAAGUGACUCUUUAAACGAACUGAUGCAAAAGUUUUGGGAAGUGGAAAGUAUUUCCAGUGAGAAGUGCGUGAUGACUGAAGCUGAACAGUGUGAGCAGCAUUUCCAGUCUACACUUGGAGAUUCGAGACCAAUGGCGCUGAGGAGAUUCUACGCACUGGAGGCAAAAUUGCAGAAGAACCCGGACAUCAAGAAGCAGUACGACGAAUUCGUGGAUGAAUACGAGCAGCUUGGACAUUGCAAGGAAGUGCAUGAAGCGGAAGAUCCUGUUGGUUUGCAGAGAUGGUAUCUACCGCACCACGCGGUACUCAAGCCGUCGAAUACGACUACCAAGUGUCGCGUCGUGUUUGAUGCAUCGGCAAAGGUUGGUGGAAUGGCAUUGAACGACGUGAUGAUGGUUGGCCCUACAAUUCAACCUGAUUUGCUGACGAUCAUUUUGAAAUUUCGUAUGUAUCGGUAUGUGCUAAGCGCUGACAUCGCUAAGAUGUAUCGGCAAGUGUUGAAGGACAAGUGUCAUACUCCGCUACAACGCAUUUUCUACAGGAAGAAGCCCAACGAGCCACUGCGUGUCUUGGAGCUUCAAACUGUGACGUACGGUACAGCUGCAGCACCAUUUCUGGCCAUUCGUGCACUGUAUCAACUGGCAAUCGACGAGGAAGCAGAAUAUCCUUUGGCAGCGGAGCUGGUGAAGAAGAUGUUCUACGUGGACAACGUACUUUUUGGUGGAAACAAUUUGGUAGAAGUGAGAGACCUCCAACGAGAGUUGAUUUCGUUACUGCAACGCGGAGGUUUUCAUCUACACAAGUGGGCUGCAAACGAUGAACGACUCCUGGACUCUAUUCCUGAGGAGGAUCGAGAUAAACUGGUAAAGAUUGAAGAAUCUAGUGCCAAUGAGGUAAUUAAGACCCUUGGGCUUAUGUGGGAUCCGGUCGGAGAUGAUUUUCUGUUUCGGGCACAAUCUGACUGCAACAAUCCAGCACCGACAAAACGGCAAGUUCUGUCAGUUAUAGCAAGGCUUUUCGAUCCCCUCGGCCUGUUGUCACCAGUAAUCGUUCUCGCAAAGGUUUUGAUGCAGAAGCUGUGGAAGAACAAGAUGGAUUGGGACGAUCGACUGGAUGAAGAACUACUCGACGACUGGAGAUAUUUUUUGAACGCGCUGCCACUUGCAGAGGACUUCCGAGUUCCUCGGCGGGUAAUUUCGGAGGAAGCGGCAAGGAUUGAAAUCCAUGGAUUUGCAGACGCGUCAAAUACAGCCUACGGAGCAUGCGUGUACCUUCGGUCAGUGCAUUCCGAUGGUACUGCGAGUUCGAGCUUAGUUACAAGCAAGUCAAAAGUCUGUUCCAUAACGCCUAUGUCCAUCCCGCGCAAGGAGUUGAUGGCAGCUCUACUCCUGCAUCGAUUGGUUAAGAAAGUGGUUGACGCAAUGGAAUUGGAACACGUUCCGGUUACUCUCUGGUCCGACAGCCAGGUGGUCAUUGCGUGGCUAAACAAGCCGUUGGACUGCCUGCAAGUAUUCGUGAGGAAUCGUGUAGCCGAGAUUACAAGCGAAAGCGAACAUGUUUGGAAGUACGUUCGCUCUGCAGACAACCCAGCAGAUAUUGUAUCGCGAGGCAUGCCAGCGAAAGCGCUCGCGACGAGCAACCUAUGGUGGAAUGGACCGUUUUUCCUGUGCAGUGCAGCAUAUGACGAAGUGGUUCCUGCAGCUCUGGAAGAUGGAGAGAUUCCUGAACUGAAGCCAGCAGUGCUUGAAAUUGAGUGA